CCACGCUCUCAGCCCCUCCUCCGUGAAUAUGGCUGCGGCUUUUGCAAUGCAAGCUGCCUGCUCGAAAAUGUUGUCAACGAUGACCCCCGGUUAGUUUAAUUCUUUGAAGUAUCUAGUUACUGUCUACAGGAGAAAGGCUUGGAGAAGUUGGCAUAGUUUAUUGCCCUUCUUAUAAAAUAAAUGCGUCAAGGGUGCAACAUUUUCGCUAACGUUGCAUGCACCAGCAACAGCCCGCUGGACUGGACUGACUGUCGGGGUUGACGUUGGCAAAGUUCGGCAAUUUGAGAUUCAUCUGUCAGCUGCUUAGGUUCUUCGAUAGCACUUGGAUUUGAUUUCAACUUAACCAUCACACUCUGGCUGAGCUGCGACCAAAGAUAACCGGAUGAAUUGUGCGAAUGAGGUGGUCAGGUGUAACGUUACGGUGAACUAAAUGGGGAUUUUCAACUCAAGAAAAUGGACUUUAAGAGCUCAGGGUUUGAGAUCAUUAGCCAGCAAUAGCCUGGUAGCUUGCUAAUCUGGCUAGCUAACCAACUAACUGUCGAAUCAAGUUGUUAGAAUAUUGAACGUGUCCACUGUGCAAACUAAAUAGCCGUGCACUGGACAAAUAUUUAUGCGCUUCACUUGGUUCUUUUUCUGAGUUGAAUUCUGUGCAGUGAGCUAAGGGAGCUCCUCGGCUAACUGGUUGCUAGCAUGUUUUCGGUGAAGCCACUGAAGCCGACGUUCAAGUCCUAUCUUCCCCCUGUACAGACUGAUCUGAAGAAAAGUCCUCAGCUGACAAUCCGGAAACUUGAGGCCAAACUCCUCCCAGGGGAGAUCGUGGUGAACGAGGCCAACUUUGUGAGAAAGUGCAUCGGCACGGAGAGCAGCCAGGACGACCUCUGGGGGAAGCUGAUAUGCACCAACUUCAAGGUCUCCUUCAUCACCCACAACUCACUGCCCCAGCAGAAUUUCAAGUAUGUCCAUCGUCUCCUGGGGGAACAUGACGUGCCUCUAGCAUGUGUGGAACAGGUGGUCACAGUAAACGAUGCCAAAGGGAAGCAGAAGGUACUGGGCUCGAACAAGAAGCUGAAAUUCAACCCCACAGAGCUGAUCCUCUACUGCAAGGACUUCCGCAUCCUCCGCUUCCGCUUUGACCAGGCCGGCCCAGAGAGCGCCAAGAAGGUGUGUCUGGCCAUCGCACACUACUCCCAGCCUGCUGACCCCCAGCUGCUGUUUGGCUUUGAGUACGCAGGUAGCCGCUACUACAACUCCUCAGGUGAGCGGGUGAAUGGCGUGGACCCUGGAGGAGGGCACCAGACGCCGCUGUUUGACCGCCCGUCUGACUGGGACCGAGAGAUCAAGCGCACUGGAGCCUCCGAGUGGAGGGUGUGCUCCAUCAACGAGGGCUACCUCGUCUCGCCCAGUCUGCCAGAGUGCUUUGUGGUUCCAGCCUCGCUAGCGGAUCAAGAUCUGAAACAGUAUGCAUGUUCUUUUACGGGCCAACGCAUCCCGCUGUGGUGCUGGAGUCACCCCAACGGAAGUGCUUUGGUUCGAAUGUCCAGCAUCAGCGAUCCGCAACAGCAGAGGAAACUGGACCAGAGGAUCAGCAGUGCCAUCACUAAGAGCCACCCACAGCGGUCUGACGUGCUCAAGUCCGACCUGGACAAGCAGCUGCCCAACAUCCAGGAAGUGCAGGCCGCUCUCGCCAAGCUGCGGCAGGUCUGCGUAAUCGAGCCUUUUGAGGAAUCAGAGGAGAAAUGGUUGUCGUCCUUGGAGAGCUCGCGAUGGAUGGACUAUGUCAGGGCUUUUUUAAGACACGCUGUGGAGAUUGUGUACAUGCUGGAGGGAAAACACACUUCUGUCAUUUUGCUCGAGGAGGAGGACCGUGACCUCAGCUGCGUGGUGUCCUGCCUGGUCCAGUUGAUGCUGGACCCCCACUGCCGCAGCCUGCUGGGGUUCCAGGGCCUGGUCCAGCGGGAGUGGGUGAUGGCCGGACACCGCUUCCUCGACCGCUGCAACCACCUCAGGAAGAACGACAAGGAAGAGUCUCCUCUGUUCCUGUUGUUCCUGGACUGCGUGUGGCAGCUGCUGAACCAGUACCCGUCAGCGUUUGAGUUCACCGAGACGUACCUGACGGUGCUCAGCGACAGCGUGUGGAUCCCUGUCUUCAGCACCUUCCUCUUCAACUGCCCCAAACAGAGGGCCGAGCACAGCAGGGACUUUGCCCGCAGUAAGAGCAUCCCUCUUGGGCAGGAGCAGGCCCUCCGCUUCCCCCCUGUGUGGGACUGGUCUCAGCAGUUCAGCCCCAAGGAUCAGACCCUCUUCAACAACCCGCUCUAUGUGGGCAAGAGCGCCACCUAUGUGCAGAACGGGGCAGUGAAGACCUUCAAACGCACCAAGCAGAAGAGCUACAGUUCCACGCUGCGCGGCCUGCCCCUGGCCUUGCGGAAUGGCCAGCUGUCGGACCUGGACACGCUCCCGCGGCGGAACUCCCUGGUCCUGCGCCUGCGUCCGGAGCUCGGCCCUGCGCGCGAGCCGUGCGAGACGCCGUGCGAGCGCUUCGUGCGCGAGCGCUUCUCCCGCGCGGCCGAGCCCCAGGGCCUGCUGCUGCCCCAGCUGCUGCCCUCGCACCUGACCCUGUGGCGCCUCUACUUCCUGCGCUGGGUCCCCGAGGCGCGCAUCCCCCGCGGCGGCCCCGUCACCGCCUUCCACAAGCUCUCGCUGCUCGUCGACGAGAUCCACACGCUCCAGAGCCACCUGCGCCACUACAGCACCUCCAACUCCAGCUUCACCCUGACCUCCACCCCCAGCAGUGGGCUCCCUCCCCCAGCUCCAUCCCCAGCCCCCUCCCCCCUUCCCCCCGGCCCAGGCCUGGCCCUCAGCCCCCCCUCAAACACCCCCCACCGGCCCCAGUCCCUCUCCCGGUCCCCGCCUGACCACCACCAGCAGCGCCAGGGUCGGAUGUAUUUCCGCGCGCCGCUCUCGACCCUCGCAGGCCCCGGCGCGUCCACCCCCACCUCCUCCGCAUGCCCGGCGCCCGACUACCUGAGCUCCUCGUUCCCCUUCUCGCCCGUGGGCAACCUGUGCCGGCGCGGCCUACUGGGCACGCCCCUCAGCAAGCUGCUCAGCGGCGCCCGCAUCUGGCUGUCCACCGAGACGCUGGCCAAUGAGACGCUCUGAACAGGGGGACGCCAAGCCCCGCCUGCUUCCGCCACAGGGCAGGAGGAGAGGAAGAUGGCGGUGGACAGAGGAAGAAGAGGAACAGGAAGUGAGGAAGAAGCAGUGAUUUGGCAACAGGACUUUGGGUGUCUGUGUGUGUGCCUGUGUGUGUGUUCGUGUCUGUGUAUCCAGGCGUGUUUUUGCACAGAAUUAUUGGAAAUGGACUGCCGCUAAGUACGCACCUCCCCUCUUUCCCCCUCCUAAUUCCUUUUGUCCCUGACAUGUGGUGAUGGUGCAGAAUGUCUGAUGUCGUGUGUUUUUCCAGAGGUAUUAUAUUAACAUGACUGGUGAGGAGAUGAGAGGAGCUUGAUGCGCUGUGGGAUCAUUAUGAGGAAUCUGACCUGUGGAACAACACUCCUAUCUCUCUCUCUCUAUCUCUAUCUCUUGCUUAUCUUCAACAGUUAGUUUGACUUCUCCUGACCUGCUGGCAGGGUCUCAUCACAGCUAUUAUUCACCAAACUAACAAACCAAAAUGAUGAACUGUGUGUGUGUGUGUGUGUGUGUGUGUUUGUAUCCCUCACUCUGCCAAGUGGGUUUGUGUGUGUGUGUGUGUGUGAGUGAGCACAGACAUGUGGCUAGCUAGCUAACUAGUGUGGUAUUGGCUGUAGGUGUGUGUGUGUGAGCACAGUAGUGUGUAUAGCUAGCUAGUGUGGUAUUGGCUGUAGGAAGAUAGGAAGCAGGAGACAGGACUCAAGCUGUGUGGUGAACUAUAGGACCCCACCGGGGCUGGCUGGAUCCUGCCUGAUCAUAAAUCCACUUAGGCCAGGACUGCUGAGCAGAUCAGCUGGUUGAUUUGCCAUCACUGUUUCUGUGUGUGCGAGCGUGCUCCCUGCAGGAUAUUAAAAUGUGUGUAACUGUGCGUGUGCUCUGCGGAGCGCCAUUUGGUGUCCUUAAGUGUGUUAACUCAGAGCCUCAUGGACAUAACGCUUAACUCUUUAAUCCCUAUGUCCCUCUCCCCAAGUGACGUGACGUGUGUGUUGACUGUGUGUGUGUUGACUGUGUGUGUGUGUGUGUGUGUGUGUGUGUGUGUGUGUGUGUGGUGGUGGCGCACGGGUGCAGGUGGUUAUGCUGAUGGGAAGUGGUACCCUCAUCAUGGGUAGCGAUUAGCCUGACUAAUGAUGUGUACAGUUUCAUUUGCUUGAAUUUCUAGAUUUAUUUCUUUUUGUUUGUUUGGUUUGUUUUUAGUAUGGUACUUCUUUUCAUCUCUUGUGACUAUGAAGUAAUGUACAUUUAUUUAUGUGUCUCUUGUUUGUUUUUAUUGUACUGCUCAGUAGUGUACCACUAAAGGAAAUGGUUGAGUGUGCAGUGCUUUAAUACUGUCAGGCACGUCUGCUCACCAUUAGAGUUCAUUUGAUUUCUUUUGAUUUUAUAAAGUAUACACAGCACUGAUAUUUAUGUAUGAGUUUUUGGAGAAUUUCAGCAACUGCAAAAAAAAAAAAAAACCCCACACACAAUCAAUCCAAACUAAAGAGAAUAACAGGGACUGUGGGCCUCCGUUGUGCCUUUUUAACCCCAUGCUUAAUGGUCAAUGCAGACCAGGCUUUCAGUGCACCUCCUCCCGCUCUCUAUCCCUCUUGUUUCUCAGUGUCCUUGUCCCGUUCUCUUUGUCAAGGAGGGAAGUAGCAGAGAUGAAGCUGAUGUCUAAGCUGUGACCCUAGGCAGGGGCUGUUGGGACUUGUAGUCUCAUAUGCAUUUCCUUUGUGUGGUGUGCAAAGGAUUGUGGGUAACGAGUUCUGGAAGUGACACUCCAGCAUGAUGGCCAAUAGGCAGAUACCAGGAAGUCAGUGGUGUGAUGGUAGUUAUGGCAACUCUGAUGGGCACUAUGGUAACGGGAGUGGGGUCUUUAUGUAAAGCCAGUUGACUGUCAUAACAUAUUUUAGUGCUAAUAAUAAAAAAAGACUUAACACA
Messenger RNA from Alosa sapidissima (American shad), 5106 nucleotides. RefSeq names its product myotubularin related protein 10 (gene mtmr10). The record is from RefSeq and is a predicted model, not a curated record. Bases 691 to 3159 code for a protein of 822 amino acids. The transcript has 16 exons. NCBI's taxonomy places the organism in Eukaryota, Metazoa, Chordata, Actinopteri, Clupeiformes, Clupeidae.